Molecule: messenger RNA, 1758 nt
Organism: Contarinia nasturtii (swede midge)
Lineage: Eukaryota; Metazoa; Arthropoda; Insecta; Diptera; Cecidomyiidae
Product: thymic stromal cotransporter homolog
Exons: 8
Coding region: 178-1659 (493 amino acids)
Biological process (GO): transmembrane transport
Cellular component (GO): membrane
Molecular function (GO): transmembrane transporter activity
Source: RefSeq, a predicted model, not a curated record
AAAUUUUAUGGAUUUCGCGCAACCCACUACACCAUCACUGAUUUUCAUAUGUUUAAAUUUUAUUGUGUACAUUUUGAUUUCUUUUCCUACUAAUUGGAGACGAGAAAAUAGAAUGUGCACAUUGUAUCGGUGAAUAGUGUAAUCAAAAUAAAAUAGCAAGAUUUUUUUACAAAAAGCAUGACAAUUGAUCCGAAACAACAACAGCCAUGGUAUCAAUGCAUCACCGUCGAGCCCAUGAUGUUUUUAUACAUGUUUGCGUUCGUAUUAACGUCGGUCGUCGAACAAGAAUUGUUUGUUAGAAAGGCAUGCCUGGUCAAUCAUGGCAUCCAAAUGGAAAUUUGUAACAAUCUUACAAACUAUAUUGAUCUUCAUAAAGAAGUCCAAAUAACAGUGUCUACGUUUUAUCAAUGGAAUCACAUUACUGGCAAUAUUUUUCCAAUUUUAAUUUCGCUUUUUAUUGGUUCAUGGUCGGAUAGACGUGGUCGAAAAAUUCCAUUGCUCAUUGGAUUAACUGGGAAGUUAAUCUAUGUCUUGGGGGUUUUAUUGAACAUAUACUUUGAAAAAUGGCCAGUAGAAUACAUCAUUUACACAGCAACGAUUCCGAGUGUCAUAACGGGUGUAGAUAUUGUAAUAUUUUCGUGCGCUUUUGCUUAUUUGUCGGAUGUAUCAAGCGUUGAGAAUCGAACAUUGCGUAUAUCAAUUUUGGAAGUGUCUUACUUAAUAACAUAUCCCAUUGGAAUCGCUUUUGGUUCAUAUCUCUUCAAUAAAGUGUUCGAUCAUUCGUAUUUCAUUAUGUUCAGUAUAAAUGGAACACUUUUGAUCAUUUCAAUUAUUUAUUCGGUUGUUAAUUUGCAGUGGAUCACAUCAACAAAACAAAAAUCUAUCAAAGAAGUUGGAUGGAGUGGAAUUUGUGGCGACUUUUUUGAUCGAAAACAUGUUGUCGACACCGUUAAAACACUUGUAAAAAAACGCAAAAAUAAUCGACGCCUACUGCUGUGCAUUUUUCUAACGGCCAUGUUUUGUUAUGUUUUUCAACGUGACGAAAGAUUGUACACUUAUCUGUAUACGAAUAUGAAAUUCAAUUGGGGUAUUUCAGAAUUUUCAAAUUUCAAAGUUUUUCAAUACACAUCACAGAUUCUAGCUUUGUUUGGUGGAAUGCCAAUUCUUACCAAACUACUAAAAUUCAAAGACACGACAAUUGCUAUGAUUGGUGCCGUUUGCUUUGCAACAUCCCGAAUUUUUUUUACAUUUGCCGAAAUUCCCGAACUAUUUUACGUGGGUGCAGCCAUUUCUGGUGUCGGACCGAUUGGAGGAGCCAUUCUACGAUCUAUGACAUCAAAAACCGUUCCAUCAUCCGAGCGUGGCAAAGUGUUUGCAAUUUUUUCACUUUGCGACAAUGCUGUGCUGAUGGUCAGUUCAACCAUGUAUUCGCAAAUUUACAAUUGGACGGUUGGAACAUUUCCUGGAAUAUUUGUCUUAACAUUUAUAACCCAAGUUAUUGUCUUCGUUUUAAUGCUAAUUGUACACAAUAUAUUGAAUAGACAACAGCCAAUUGUUGAUGACAAUAAUUUAGAUGUCACAAUUCAAUUAAAUUUUCCUAGAAAUAUCCCAACCAUUAAAUAUUUUGAAAAUGAUGACAAAUCCCUCGAACAAAGCUAAGUUUCUACACAUUUUUGGCCGUUAUUUAAGUUAUACGGCUUCAACAUCAAAAGAACAUUUCUGAAUUAAAUAUUCCAAUAAAAUAUUUCAUUAAAAACA